GGGAGGGAGAGGAAACAAAUCAAGCUCGCGCCACCAUCCCAUCUCCGGGUUCUAAGUCCACGCGGCGUCUGGCAGCGUUUCAUGUCAGCGGCUGACAGCUCGUGCGUCGCGUUUUCUCCGGCUUUUGAACACUUUUUUGAAGUUUUAUUUUGUUUUGACGACACGACAGGUCUGCGCUUGUUGCUGUGGUGACGGUUUGGUGUCCCAGUUUGGCAGCAGGCUGCGGCGGGACAGACGCACACGUCUGUAAUAACAGUGACAGCGCCGCCGACACAAGCCCCGGGGAGGAGGAGGAGGAGGACCGAGUGUGUGGCACCAUGCCUGUGCGACAGAAAGAUGCUCAGCGAGCCCUGGAGUUGCUCCAGCAGUAUCGAGUCAGACUAGACCAAAGACAGCAGAACCAGAACCAGACCAAGCAGGCCAUCGUGGAAGAGGACCUCCAACUGCAGCAGUCUCUGGACAGAGUCAUCAAUGUCUUCCAAAGCCAGCUCUUUAGUGCUCUUCUUGAUAUCCAGGAGUACUAUGAGCUGACCAUCCUUGCCGACAGUAAGCGCUCUGUGAAUCAGCAAGAUGGUCCUGGGAAACUCAGUGCCUCCUCCAAUCUACCAGCAGAACCCUCAAUCCAGCCACAGCCCUCCACGACUCCCCUGACCCCCCAGGCUUCUGGUGGACCAUCCCAAGCCAAAUCGCUGACCCCCAAACCCAGAUCAGUUAAGUCCCCUGCUCCUCCAAUCCCAUCGGAAAUAUCUGCAACAAAGCGAUCUUCCUCUACAACACAUACCAGCACACCUCAGUCAGAGCCAGCCAAAGUGAAAUACCGCGCACCUCUUCCUCCUGUCCAGACUGGAGCCUCCAAAUCGUUGGCGUCAGACACUUCUAAAUCUUCUCCCUCUGUUGCUACCUCUUCCAGUGUCAACAAUGUAGAAACCCCUUCUAGGUCCAUAAAAACAUCUCCUGGAGUUGUACUGAAUGGAUCUGAACCACAUCUAACUGCCACCAGCUCUAGCAGCCCUUCAGACACCUCUACCAAUCCACAAAGCCUUUGUGCCUCCCCCGACAUCAACCUGGUGACCGUCUCUGCCCUCGUUUCCAGCACCAUCCAAGGCCUUGUAUCUCCAACUACUCCAGACAAACUUAGGCCCAGCAGCACCACGCCAAGCACCAGCACAGGUCUCAGCAGAGUCACAGAUUCUACCAUAGUGUCUCCAUCUCUUACGACCCCCAAGGACCCCGGACUGGGCAAAGGUACCUCCAGCCCGAGUCCAACUAGCCCCAGUCAUGGAAAGUUUACCUUCAGUAGCCGCAGUCCUACAAGUCCACCUGGGCAGCUACACAAAGGACCUCGUCUUAGUCCAACCAGCCCUGGGCCAGUAAAAGUUCCCUCCGCAGACCCCAGCCAUGGUCCAGUCCGCUCCAGGCCACCUACAAGCCCACUGACCCCAAGCAAGAAGUAUCGGUAUCAAGAAGAGGAAGGGGCGUCACCAGGCGCCCCAAAACUUCACCAUCACCCCUGCCUUCAGCAUCAAAUGGGAGUAGCAAGAGAGCUAAGGGAUGGAGGGACCCUGGGGAGGGAUGGAGGGACCCUGGGGAGGGAUGGAGGGACCCUGGGGAGGGAUGGAGGGACCUUGGGGAGGGAUGGAGGGACCCUGGGGAGGGAUGGAGGGACCCUGGGGAGGGACGGAGGGACCUGGAGGAGAGAUGGAGGGGGCAUCGGGACCAUGGAGAGAGAGAGGGAACGGUCGUUGGGAAGGGAUGGAUCUCGCCACGGUGACCUGCGGGGGGCGGAGCUGGUUCAGGUGGCGGAGCGGCAGCUGUCUCAGAUUCAACACGUUCAUGGAUACGUCACUCACACGCACAUAACGCCCGCUCAGGUAGAAUCACCUGAGGCUCCCUUUGAUGAUGAGGGGUGGCCUCACCCAGAAGGAGAGAGGCUGAACGAAGUCCCAGCCCCGCAUUUCUCCUCCCUCUAUUCACAAAGCCACUCCUAUUACCAGGCCAACCCGCCUCCAGUGGUCGUCAACACCGACAGCGUUGACACCCCUCCAUAUGCCAAUGGAACAGAAGCAGACUAUGAGUUUGAGGAAAUCACGCUGGAGCGGGGUAACUCAGGCCUGGGCUUCAGUAUUGCUGGAGGGACUGAUAACCCCCACAUCGGAGAGGACCCCUCAAUCUUCAUCACCAAGAUUAUACCUGGAGGAGCCGCAGCCCAGAAUGGACGACUCAGGGUGAAUGACUGUAUAGUGCGGGUGAACGAGACAGACGUCAGGGAGGUGACCCACAGCGGGGCUGUGGAGGCGCUGAAGGAGGCUGGAGGUCUAGUCAGACUGUGUGUACGACGCAGGAGGAGCAUCACUGAGAGAAUCAUGGAUAUCAAGCUGGUCAAAGGACCCAAAGGUUUAGGAUUCAGUAUAGCCGGUGGAGUUGGAAACCAACAUGUCCCUGGUGACAACAGCAUCUAUGUGACUAAAAUCAUUGAGGGAGGCGCUGCACACAAAGACGGACGGCUACAAAUAGGGGACAAACUCGUUGCUGUAAAUGGCUCCUGUUUGGAAGAGGUCACUCAUGAAGAGGCAGUGGCUGCACUGAAGUCAACUCCUGACGUUGUGUACCUCCGUGUGGCCAAACACACCUCCCUUUUUAUCAAUGACAACUUCCCUCCACCCGAUGUCACUAAUUCGUACUCCCCACAUCAGGACAACCAUAUAAGCCCCUAUAUGAGCGGCAGCCAGUCUGUAAGCCCCGCCCCACUGACCACACCCAGAUACUCCCCGCUGCCCAGGGCCAUGACUGGAGAGGAUGAUGUGCCCAGGGAACCCAGGCGGGUGGUGCUGCAGAGGGGCUCCACAGGCCUCGGAUUUAACAUUGUUGGAGGGGAAGAUGGGGAGGGAAUCUUCAUUUCCUUCAUUCUUGCUGGAGGUCCAGCUGAUCUCUGUGGGGAACUACGAAAGGGAGACCGCAUUCUGUCGGUAAACGGGGUGGACCUGUCCAGUGCAACACAUGAGCAGGCAGCCGCAGCUCUGAAGAACGCAGGACAGACCGUUACCAUAGUAGCACAGUACAGACCUGAGGAGUACAGUCGUUUUGAGGCAAAGAUCCAUGACCUGAGAGAACAGAUGAUGACCAGCAGCGUCAGCUCCAGCUCCACGUCGCUCCGCUCCACACAGAAACGCACACUUUACGUCAGGGCGUUGUUCGACUAUGACGGAAGUGCGUCAGAUCUGGGAGCACCCAAUCAGGCCUUGCCCUUUCAUUUCGGCGACAUCCUCCACGUGAGCAGUGCAGGCGAAGAGGAGUGGUGGCCCGCUCGUCACCUCAGCCCUCCGCCCCCAAACUGCCCUGAAGUCGGGGUCAUCCCCAGCCGCCGGAGGGCAGAAAAGAAGGAGAGGUCGAGGCUAAAGACAGUCAGAGUGACGAGGUCUCAGGACAGAUCGGAUCAGGAAGAUAAAGAGCUGGUAACCUCUGGCACCAGCGAUAGUGAGAGUAGUUCCUCUGGCCAGGAGGAGGCCUUCCUCACCUACCAACCUGUCAUGCAACAGGAAGUUAAUUACACACGGCCAGUCAUCGUGCUCGGACCAAUGAAGGAUCGGGUUAAUGAUGACCUCAUCUCUGAGUUCCCUGAUAAGUUUGGCUCCUGUGUUCCACACACAACACGGCCGCGACGAGACUACGAGGUGGACGGCAGAGAUUAUCACUUCAUGUCCUCCAGAGAGCUCAUGGAGCGAGAGAUUCAGGAACACAAGUUCAUAGAGGCUGGACAGUAUAACAACCAUCUGUAUGGAACCAGCAUACAGUCUGUCAGAGAGGUCGCUGACAAGGGAAAACACUGCAUACUGGAUGUAUCAGGGAAUGCGAUAAAGCGUCUCCAGUUGGCAGGCCUCCAUCCCAUCGCUAUCCUCAUUAGACCACACAGUGUCGACAACAUCCUAGAGAUGAAUAAGCGUUUAACUGAGGAGCAGGCGAGGAAGACCUACGACAGGGCUGUCAAACUGGAGCAGGAAUUCACAGAGUUCUUCACCGGAAUAGUCCAGGGCUCGACUCUAGAGGAAGUUUACUCGCAGGUGAAGCAGAUCAUUGAGGAACAGUCUGGUCCUUACAUCUGGGUGCCCACCAAGGACCGACUCUGAAUAAACACACAUAUGGCAUAUUCACACACACACACACACACACACACGUGUCACUCUCUCAACACUUCCUACUCGUCUAAUUUUCUAUUAUCAGCCUGCUUCCUCUCUUUCUCGUACACACAUCACUACACACACACAUAUUGACACAAGCACAUUAAGUGGGACGAGGCUGGGACUAUCUGGGACUGCUACUUCCUGAAGUGGGAGGAGCUCAUGUCUGUCCAGCAGCCUAUUGGUGGAUCUUCCUACAGCUCAGUUCCUUAAUGUUUAAGGAGGUGGUUCAAAUCAAGGCAACAUGUACCAUUAUCUGAUUUGAUUUCAUUAUUGUUCUUCUUAUUGUUGUUGUCGUUGUUGUUUUCAUAUUAACGAAGGGUAAUGCAUUCAUGUAUGGGUUUGUAAUGAUAAUAUUGUCACCAAGAGGCAGACUUUUGCACGCUGUAGCUUUAAGAGCAUGUUUUUGGGACAAAAUCUUGAUCUCCUUCCUUGUCUGUCUGUCUCUCCUCAUGGCAUCACUCCUGUUUAGAGUUUUCCCUUUCUCAUCUUUUUCUGUCUUUUUCUCAUAUGCCAUCCCUUCCUUUCCUCUUUUUGUCUUUCAACUCUCUCCAAACUUUAGAUUAAAUAUUGUAAUUAAAAUGUUCCCCAGCAUAAAGGCAUUAAGGGCCAAAAUAAAACUACAUUACAACUACUGUUAAGAGAUGUAGUGAAAAAAAUAAUCAUAAACAAUUUUAGACUUUGUGUAACUGAGACAGUUGCUGAUAAUUACUGUCACAAGCAGAAAUUCCAAAUCAGAAAUAAAUAGAAACUAAAUUAGAUUGCAUGCAAAAAAAGAAUAAAGAGUAUUCUAUCACCAUAUUGUUUUUGGAAUGUCAAAAACAAUCAAACUACAUGAGCCUUAUUAUGGUGGUUGAGACCAUUUGGAACUCUGGGCCUGUAUUUGUCAGAUUUCUGAGAAUUCUGUAAAGUGCAAUAGUUUAGUUCUUCAAAAAAUGUAAAGAUUAGGGAAGAUUUUUUAAGGCGUCUCACCCCUGCGUAAAGCAAAGUGAAAAAAUAAGAGCCUACAUCUGGCCUAUAGGACAAUGUUUUUACAAAAUCAUCAUAACUAGAAGUUGAUGUAAUAUAUUUAUGUUUUUAAAACAUACUAAUAUGAAUAUAAUAAUGGGAAAUUGGCUUAAAUGAAAACAUAAAGGAAAGUAUAGUCACAUUAUGGCAAACAGAUUUUAAAAUAACACACAAACAUAACUACAAGCAAAUUCAGUGCACUUUAAUCCUUGCUGUUUACAUCCAUGCCUGAUAAACAUGAAAAACUAAAAGAAGGGAAAAGUGGGGUGAAACCCAUUAAAUGUUAAAAUUUCAAAAUACCCAACUCUGAGUUUUACAAAUUGCUUCUGCUAAUGUUUUGCUCAUCCUGACCGGUUACAACUUGUGUAAUCGUCUAAAACACUUCCAUUGAAGAGCGUUUUUAAAGAGAUUUUAAAUUUCAUAAUUAGCUUUAAUCUGUGAGGAGUCACGGUGAACGCUUUUUACUUUUAGCUUCAAAAAAUGUUUUCUCAGCAACUUGAUAAAUAAAGGGCCAGAUUCUCUUUUUAAGAAACCUGGGUCUGUUUUGUCCAAGUCUUCAUCCCACAAGACUUCUCAGCCUUUUCCUUCCUCCUCCUCCUUCUUCUCUCUGUCCCUCGUCUUCAUCUCUCUCCUCUUCUCUCCUCUUUACACCCACAGUGUGACGUUAGUUGUGCACUCCUGACAUUGAACAGUGUAUCAUCUUCUUCAUCAGCGCUAUCAUCACAAUCGUAAUCAUCAGCAUCAUCGUUACAGCUUUCCUUCUUACCGUAGUUGCACUAAUGAGGGCUGGUUUCUUAAAAGCAUCUUAGCGCAGCAGCUGAUUCCGUCCCAUUGGUUCUAGUUUAUGGAUAUGAUGAUAUUAUGCACUCACUUUUCUUUCAGUGGUUGUUAUGCUGGUUUGACAACAGGUCAGAGGACAGUUUUUGAUGACGGCUUUUUGCAGUUUACUUAUUUGCUGUACGUCAUGCUGUUGCUAAGUAUUUAAAAACAUCAAAUGUACUCCUCCAGUAAAAUCUACAGUCAGAAUCUACUGCAGUGCUCUUGUGCCAACAGGUUUUUUCACACUGGAUUUUGAAGUUUGAAGCCAGUCGUAUGUUUGACCUCAGCACUCCGUUACUACAUGGUUCCGUUAUGGUUGUGUUCACUAAGGGUUGUAUCCUCAACGAUGUUUUCAUACAUUCUGUAGAUGUUGUUUGAAUGGGGCUAAACUAGCAUUUUAAUCUAACGUUUGUGCAGGCCACAGAGCAUGGACAGUGGACUGAAAUUCACACUUAUUUCAGGCAACAGACUUGUGUUGAAUUUCCAGAAUGUUUAUAUUUUUCAAAGGAGCUGCAAGAUUAAAGGUUCUGUGUGCAUCGCUUAGCACCACCUGAUGGAGAACACCAGCAUCUCAGACCAAAAUGUACGGGUACGUGAGACACACUUCCCCACGCCUUUCAUUUUCAUUUACAACCAGAAAUAUUAUGUGCAGGAGAGCCAACAAAAUUCAAUCCUGCCACAACCAUAAGCCUAAUUAUCACUCUAUAAGACACUGAAUUGCUGUAGUGAGUUGUUGUCAACUCGACGAACAGCAUCUUCACUUCGCUUGUCUUUUCUUCUUCAUGUUUGUUCUGGUUGGUGUGUGUCCGUUUCCACUGUUUGUCGGACCGAAAGGGACCCAAGAACGGAGCGAACCUGUGUGGAAACAGACACACAAAGACCGCAGUAGAACAGACGUGGUGGAGAUGGAGCAGCAGGGAGGUCAGUUUCAAAGGGAGGAUUUCACAUGCACCAGCAUGCAUGCACAGCUGGACCAGCUGCCAAAAAAUAGAACAGGGAAGCUCUGAGUAUAAAACACACAGAGGGAGUGGGAGUCCAUUCUCUGCUAAGGACACCAUUACUCUGUAUCUUUACAUAGCUGAUAGUUGUUUGCUGCUAUAUUAAUGCUAUAUUUGUGCUCAAAAACAUGCAUAUUGCACCUUUAAUAGUACAAGUAUAUCAUGAAUGCCCCUUGCUUUGUAAAUCUGUUAGUUGUAGCAGUCUUUACUGGGUCUUUGCUGCUCGUAGCAGAGAUUGAGGAUAAGCUCAUACACUAUAUUAAACUAACAUAUAGAUACUUUUAGUCUCCUGAAAAGAGCUGUGGAGCAGUGUUUUUACCACUGGGUCCCUGUUUUAUUUAUACAAUACACAAGGAUGCAUGUGGGUGGUGUGUUUUACAUCUUGCUGCUGGUUUAACACUUAUCUGCAGAUUAAUGGUUGGUGGAAGGAUCAGUGGUGAAUGUAAACAUAACUUUUGUUUGUUUACAAAGAUGCACACAGCACCUUUAAUAUGUGUCACUGUAAAAACAUGAUUGAACUUUGGAUUAGCAAAGAUUGUGUCAUUCCUGUCAGAAAGUAGACAUCUGAAGGUGUAAAGGUAAAAAAAGAAAUGUUUUGACUUAGAGAGGAACUUGAUGUGACCGAAUGAACACGAGUGCUGAGGUCAUGAAUCCGACUAACCUGAAACAUGAAAAUAAUCUGUUGUCAAGUGUAACAUUCGAGAUACCAAGAUGCUUUUGGUGACCCAGCCCCUGUAUGGACCUUGUCAGCCACCCACUCCCCAUCUCCACCCUCAACCCCGAGGCAACUCCAAGCUGACUGGAGACCAGGGUCAUACAGAAAGACUGUUCUGUCAACAGAGUAGCUCUUAGGUCUAAAUAAUGAAUUGUUAUUUAUCCCACAUGUGUUUUGAAAGCUUUAAUGUUUCCGCAGAGAAUGUUCAGCUAAACUAAAUUUUUUCCAUCUGUAAUCCUUACUGAUCAAGUAGAUGGACGUAGCUUGUAUAAAAGAAGUGGAUGUAGCCACUGUGACAUCACCCGUCAGUUUGUGGACUAACAUUUUGAAGCAUCAAGUUUGGCAUUUUGGUCGUCACCAUUUUGUUUUGAUGGAGCCUGAAGAUGAUGAUAUUCGGACAAGAAGGUGGACUUGGACAGGAGCGAGAGGUGGAUCUGACCGAGAACUCGAAGACACUAUGCACGGUAGCGAUUUGUCAACCCAAGUUAGUCUGGCCCUGAACCAUACCCUGCUUUAUUAUCUGUUUUUUAUUAAAUGGAACUAUAAUUUACUAAAUGAACAUCGAGUUGUAUUGAAGAAGACUUGGAACUAGAAACUAAGAUCAUUAACUCAUUAGAAAAAUGUUUACUGAGGUAUUAUAUCAAGUGAGAAGUAGGAUCAAUUCCUCAUAUACGUCUACGUAAUCAGAAUUCUUUGUGAAGUCGCCUCCUGCUGGCCAUUACAAAGAAUGCAUCUUUAAGGCAUUUCCACAUUGGCUUCACUUUUCAGAGCCAGAAUCUACAUCUACUUCUUUUAUACAGCCUAUAUGUAUGACGGUAUGUGUCAGAUGACAGAACUGGACUCUCUUUGUGACUCUGGCUGUGUGUUUUAGCCAGGGGACCAUGCCACUGUCUGUUAGAGUAAAGCACCGAUGCAAAGAAUCUAUUACAGAGAACGAUCUAUAUCUAACAUAUUAUAAUAUUUAUCCCUGCUCUAACUGCCUAUUUUGGUACAAAAAAAAAUAAAAGUCUUUAUUGAGAUUUACUGAAAUCCCUCGACCAAUGACCAGAGAUGAUUAUUUUUAUUUUUUUUGCAUUGUGGAAUGUGUAUGAAUGUGAAUAUUCUAUAACAACUGUACAUAUUAAUAUAUUUUCCUUUACCGUCA
Amphiprion ocellaris (clown anemonefish) is the source of this 8859-nucleotide messenger RNA. Its product is annotated as discs large homolog 1-like protein. Gene Ontology annotation, biological process: neurotransmitter receptor localization to postsynaptic specialization membrane; chemical synaptic transmission. The coding region runs from base 318 to 4124 and encodes 1268 amino acids. The transcript has 26 exons. Gene Ontology annotation, cellular component: postsynaptic density membrane; neuron projection; neuromuscular junction. Gene Ontology annotation, molecular function: kinase binding. The record is from RefSeq and is a predicted model, not a curated record. Lineage: Eukaryota; Metazoa; Chordata; Actinopteri; Pomacentridae.